This is a messenger RNA of Humulus lupulus (European hop), 597 nucleotides long. RefSeq names its product sister-chromatid cohesion protein 3-like. The transcript is spliced from 5 exons. Gene Ontology annotation, cellular component: nucleus; chromatin; cohesin complex. Lineage: Eukaryota; Viridiplantae; Streptophyta; Magnoliopsida; Rosales; Cannabaceae. Gene Ontology annotation, biological process: sister chromatid cohesion. The coding region runs from base 310 to 597 and encodes 95 amino acids. The record is from RefSeq and is a predicted model, not a curated record. Gene Ontology annotation, molecular function: chromatin binding.
CUUUCUCAUCCUGUCUCUCUCACUUCUCAAUCCCUAACUCUAUUCUCAGUCUCUCAUUCCCUCUCUUAUUUCUCAACUCUAUUCUCAGUCAACUCUAUCUCCUUCACUUCUCUAUUCUCAGUCUCACUUCUCUAUCUCCUUCACAUCUAACCUCUUGGAUCUGUCUUCAAGUUUUACCAUUUCUCAUGUAGGUGGCUGGCGCAAGAGGCUGGACAGCGUCGGAAACGGGGCUCAACGGUGCGUGGGCUCGACGGGUGAUGACGGUUAGUUUUCACAAGUUUGGAGACAAGUUUUUUCCUGGAACCAGUGAUGUCAAGACAUCAACUUCUACCUGAUGAUGAUUUGGGUCCAUUAUACGACUUGCUUAUUGACGAGCCGCCAGAAAUCAGGUAUGCCAUCAAAGCAUUAGUGUAUGAUCACUUGAUUGCCCAAAAGUUUAAUAGCUCCCAAUCUGGUGAAGGAAGCAACUCUUCUGAGGUCCAUCUGGGCAGAAUGUUGCAGAUACUGAGAGAAUUCUCCACUGAUCAAAUUCUAAGCAAUUACGUGAUUGAUGAUGUUUGGGAGUACAUGAAGGCCAUGAAGCUGGAUCAUCUAUAG